AGGGUUGCGGGAGACACGAGGUAUGGCAGGAGAGGAUGAAACCUGCUAGGGAAACAGAAGCUCCACAUUUUGCUUGAGGCUGGGCACAACCUUGAUGUUGCAAGAUACAAAGGUCCAACAGACUGGGGUGGCAGCCCAGCACUGUUGAGAGCAGAGUUUAAAACCAGCAAACAGGAGUUAUGCGCUGAUGCUAGCACUGACAAACGACUCAGGCAAAAGAGAUCAUGACUUCUGUCAAAGAGCAGGAAGCCAUCAGGAAGCUCAUGGUUUUCUUGCGGGAAUGGCAUAGUGCCCACAAAGUUGCUCGAAGCCGGAUCCUGGAAGACUUCAUUAAAAGCAAUGACGGCAAGACAGAACCAGAGCUGGAGCUGGAGUUCUCCCAGGGAGCCAGCUUGUUUCUGGUUCGCCUUACAGUGUGGCUCAGGAUGACCUACGUGUACACCACGUGCCUCAACAAGGUGCUCAAGUCCAUUGGCAUCUUCCUGUCCGCUGCAAGUGGACACCGAUACCUUCUUGAAUUUCUGGGGAUUGGAGGUGUUGUGAUUCUCCUGGAAAUACUAGGGCUGAACCACCUGAAACAAGAGGACAAAAGGGAGUCUGUAAAGCUACUGCAGCUCGUCGCAGACUCUGGCAGGAAGUAUAAGGAGCUCAUUUGUGAAAGCUACGGGGUGCAAUUCCUCGCUGCAUUCCUCACCGCUUCCAACUCAGCAGAGGCUCAAGAAGACGUGCAGGUGUUGCUGGACUCUUUGGGCCACGGCAAUCCCAAGUACCAGAACCAAGUCUACAAAGGCCUUGUUGCUGUGCUACCCUGCGCCUCUCCCCAAGCCCAGCGGCUGGCCCUGCAGUCACUCAGGAGCAUGCUGGACGUGAUGGGAGAGAUGGUCUCCGUCCUUGUGCAGCCCGUGCUGGGCGUGCUGUGCUCCGUGCACCUGGGGGUCCAGUACGAAGCCAUCCAGCUGCUGAAGGCUCUCCUGGCCCACCAGGUCCCCAGGCUGCUGAAGGACCUGGUUGCGUUACUGAUGCCACCCGGAAAGAAAACACUGACCUUCUACGACGAGACCUUCCAGGACCCAGCCGCACUGUGCCUGAGGGAGCCUGUGCUGGUGUUUGUUCAGCAGGCAGCUGCUGCAAAAGCCAUUGGAGUGUUAGCCAAGGAGUCAGCAGAAGUGGCUGAAGACCUGAUCCAGCUGAAAGUGGUACAUGGCCUGAUGGUUGCUGUGGGGAACCUGGACCACGUGGCUAGCCAGAGACAGGCCAGCAUCUCCCUGGAGUAUUUUGUCCACAUGUUUCCCUUUGUGGAGGAGUGUAUAAAGAAGGCAAUAGGACACACACUGUUCCAGUGCUUCAUGGACAGUCCUGAGACCUGGUACACAGAAAUGGAUCCAGUCCAGGCUGAAGAGCUGGCCUCCAAAACAGUAGACAUCCCCAGAGACAUGGCAAGGAUGCAGUCUGCAGGUGAGCAGGAAUGACCAUCCACCAGAAGAAA
Athene cunicularia (burrowing owl) is the source of this 1486-nucleotide messenger RNA. It is a transcript of the gene ARMH1, whose product is annotated as armadillo-like helical domain containing 1. NCBI's taxonomy places the organism in Eukaryota, Metazoa, Chordata, Aves, Strigiformes, Strigidae. The record is from RefSeq and is a predicted model, not a curated record.